Esox lucius (northern pike) is the source of this 2602-nucleotide messenger RNA. It is a transcript of the gene ube2f, whose product is annotated as ubiquitin-conjugating enzyme E2F (putative). The transcript is spliced from 9 exons. Gene Ontology annotation, biological process: protein neddylation. The coding region runs from base 305 to 793 and encodes 162 amino acids. The record is from RefSeq and is a predicted model, not a curated record. Gene Ontology annotation, cellular component: nucleus. Gene Ontology annotation, molecular function: NEDD8 transferase activity. NCBI's taxonomy places the organism in Eukaryota, Metazoa, Chordata, Actinopteri, Esociformes, Esocidae.
UCCAUGUACUUCCGUUUGUGACACAGGGAUCGGAGUUAUUACGGCUGAUUGUCAGCUUUUUUUAUUUUUCCAUUUGAACAUUUCUCGUUAUAUAAUUUAAAGGUUAUUUGCCGACUGAAGUUCGGGUUUCAAUUGGUUGCUGCAAUUACAGCCAAAGCCUUGCUUCCCAAGUGUCGUUGAUUAUGGUGUAGACGGAGCUCUUUCUCUGAGACAGCAGGUGCAGCAAUCCUGGGCCGGGAGUUGUUUCCUAACAAGGACAAAGUGAUUUGAUGGGUUAAAAGAAAAGUUCACCGUGGCCUACUCUAUGAACGAGAGAGAGAGCGAGGAAGCCAUGCUGACGUUAGCCAGUAAGCUGAAGAGGGAUGAGGGAGUGAAGACAGGCAGGUCGACCGGGGGCCCCUCCGACUCCUCUCACAGAGUCUCCAUCAGGGACCGGCUGCUCAUCAAAGAAGUUGCAGAACUUGAAGCCAACCUUCCUAGUACAUGUAAAGCCAGCUUCCCCGAUGAGAACAAGCUACACCACUUUAGGCUGGCUGUCUCUCCAGAUGAAGGCUACUACCAGAGUGGAAAAUUCCAGUUUGAAAUAGAUGUCCCUGAAGCCUACAACAUGGUGCCUCCCAAAGUGAAAUGCCUGACCAGAAUAUGGCACCCUAACAUUGCUGAGACAGGAGAGAUCUGUUUGAGUUUGUUGCGGGAGCACUCUAUUGACGGCACUGGAUGGGCCCCUACCAGGACACUAAAGGAGGAUUUCCGGAAUAAGGUUCAAGAUUACAUCAAGCAUUACGCCAGAUGAUGACUGCGUCAGCUGCGCCCGCUGCCCUCUACCCAACACAUCGCCAGCCCCACCCCCGGCCUGCGACUGCGCAGCUGAACCCCGCCCCCCUAACAUCUGGUCAACCAAAUCACGCAGCGCACCGCUUACACGGCUCGACUGCAGUACGGAGUCGCUGGAAGAAAAAAAUAUUAAAAAGCAACAAGGUUUUAAAAUGUUUAAAGAGGGACUUGAAAGGAAAACAUGCUCACAGUUUAAUUGUCCUAUGUCGACCAGAGAAAUCAUGCUGUGCCACGGCCGGGAUUGUCCAAUGACCUCUCAUGUGUCUGAGCCAAUCAGUGAGCGCAGGUGGCGGUGAAGACCCUGGAUCUUACCAAUCCAGUUAGCUGUUUGUUAAGAAUUAACCAAUCAAAGAGAAAUGCUAUCUGUUACAGUGUUUAUCAGUUCUAGUGCCUGCCAUAGUGUUUGGGUUGCAAAGAAAAAUGCACAAACACACACACACACACACACACCCUCAUGGAAUCCUGUCAUGCACAUUGGAAGGAAACGCACUCACCUAGCUAAGGUACAACAAACAGCACCUGGUUGGCUUUUCAAACCCAACCACUCACAAAGAAACAUCCAGAGGUAGGAAAACAAAAUCCAUGUUUCACUGGUUAAAGGCUGGCCCCCCCAUCACCAGACAGCAUGUGAAUGACUACUGAUCCAGUCCCCUAUUCUGAUGUCCACUUCAUCCUGGAUUCAUCUUUAAUGGCACCAGUCCCUGUUUAUUGCACUACAUUUGACAAGCGCCUGAUGGGCCCCAGUCGGAAGCCCCCCUGGGGGGCCCCAGACGGAAGAACCCUGUGGGGGCCCCAGUCAAAGGUAGUCCAAUACAUAGGAAAUAGCGGUCCGUUUUAGACACACCCACUUCCUGUCCAUUCACUCAUCCACAAUGAUACCACCCACAAUACACCGGUGCCCCAGAUGCUCUGUAACACUGUCCACUGCCUUUAGAUCCAAAGCCUCAAGCUGUACCACAUUAUGUGUGCAACCACACCUGACCCUUGACCUUAUUUCAGCACCCCCGGAGAAGCUGAUCAUAGAGGACAUUGUGCCUCAGAAAGUCUGUCUUUACCUCACUCCCUCGCUCCAUCCCUCCCUCCUGCUAGUCUCUCCCUUCCCCCCCUUUUUUCUUUGUCCCCAUGCUUUCUUCUCUGCCCCCAUGGAGGUAGGGGCAAUAUGAGGGCUGUCUCCUUGCUAGCUUGUCUAUGAUUUUUGUUUCCAUGCAAAUCAUAUGUUGAAGUUGUCCUCCCGUGUCUGCCUGUCCCGCUCGCUCUCUCUCACUCUGUGUGUGUGUGCGCGCAUGUCCGUGUAUCUUUGAGUGUAUGGGUUUGUUGCUUGGCUUUCCCUGGUUGGCUUUGUGCCUGUAUGUGUGCACAUUGGAACAUACGAUUCAGUGUCAUCACUGUAUUAAAAAUGUUAUACAGAUGUUUGCAUGUGACAAAGUGUGUGUGAUCAGGCGGUGGCGUAUUUAACAGUAGGUAUGUUAGAAGUGUGUGUGUGUGUGUGUGUGUGUGUGUGUGUGUGUGUGUGUGUGUGUGUGUGUGUGUGUGCGUGCGUGCAUAUGUUUGUAAGUUUGUGCAUUCAAACGGACAGGUGUUCAGAUGUGUCUUGUUGUUAGCAUGCUCUGGUUUCUAGCCCCACACUCCUCGUUUUACUGGCUCAGCUAGCCUAGUUCUUUGUGGGGCUCGGGAAGGUCUGUCUGUCCUUCAGUUCAGAUCCUCCUUUUUUUCUCAGAUUGUAUAUCCAUUUUUUAAGAUAUAUUAAAGAGCAUAUAAUAACAAAUAA